GCUGCGGUGUUCAGCCUCCUCGUUCAAUUGUACACACCACAUUGGGAUGGGACAGAAGAAAAGUGCGGUGCAACUGUGAUGAAUCGCUACAAUACCAGUCAGUAAGAACUGACUCUUGCGAAUUUACUGGACUGAAUUUACUGAUGAUCGUUAAAACUAGACUGGACGAGAGGAAACGGAGAUUAGCGUGCAGUGAUUGUACUCCAGCAUUACCGCAGCCGUUUAACAGGAUGGGACCAGACAAGUACUCCUGCUGCUGCUGCCGCUGCUGCUGCAGCUAGGAGCGGAAAGCCAGAAAUACAGCUGCCGUUACAUUGUGGCAGGGGGGGGAGGGACAUAACUCAUUUUGCUGCACUGAGUUUUUUUUUUUUUUUUUUUUUAACUGUAGCUCCCAGCUGACUGGAAUUAAGACUGUUCCUUUCCAACGGUAGAGUCUAUUGUUGUGUGUGUCCGUGGAGCAGGUUACAUGGUAGAUGGUGUUUGCAGUGAGCCGUUCUACAGUGCAGAUGGACUACUCUGAACAGCUGGGGAGUUCACGAGCAAUUCCAGCAAGAGUGCACCUCACCUGUAACUGAGGAAUCUACUGCGAAAAAAGGACAGAAGUGCACACGUCUUGUGGAGUAGACUGUGAUGGGAAUGUAACCAAUGGCCAAGUCUGCUGAAGACAAGCAAGUCUUAGGACUUCCUUUUGACCUUGUCAACCAGUCACUCCUCCCCACACAACAAGAACCACCAGCCACCACCAACCAGGGCAUUGUCAUCCAGCUGACCACGGCUGGCAAAGAGGAGGACUGGGACAGCCUGGAGGACAAUGAGCUCAUCUUCUCACUGGACAAAGACGAGGACGGGGGGACGGUCAUCUUCACCAAGGAAAAAGCAUAUUCAGAAAGUGGAAAGAGUUUUGAAGAUGGCCUGGGCUCCACCUUCCACAUGCCAACCUCUCCAUCCUCCCCUUCUGUUUCGGGGUCGCUCGGGGACUUUUCCUACUCCACUGGCUUUUUUUCUCCACAAACGUCUCCCAGCAACACCUAUAGUUCCUCGGCCCCGAAGCCGUACAUGAAACUUGUCAAGUCUCUUUCCACAGAGAUUGAGUCCAAGGAGGCCACCUCCCUCAACACCCGGCCUCUGAUCAGUCUUGUGAAGUCUAUAUCCACAGAAAUCUCCCGGAAUGAGCCUGAAGUCACCCAGUCCAAGUCCGACUCAAAACUUAACCUUCACCUCUGGAGGCAGCUAACCCAGUCCAAGGGCAGGAAUGGAGAUUCCAAGACUGCUCCUCCCUCCCCCAGCAUCUCGCCAUCCGAGAGCAAAGGAGGAUUCUUCAAAGUGCCGGAAGUUGAGGCCAGACUGGAAGACACCAAGAGGAAGUUCUCAGAGGCCAUGCAGGAGCCCCUCAGCAUGCUGAGCAAGAUCAUUGGCGAUGAGAACUCAAAACAGAAGCCAGGUGCCAGCGAUUCUCCUGGGGCCAGCAGUCAGACCAACAGGGAUUUGGGAGGGGACCUAGCUGGGAGCAAAAACACCACAAGAGGAGGAGAGUGCGACAGGCUGUCCGUCUGUGAGACUCCCCUCAGGCACGCCAAAAGGAGCCUGUCAAAGCCAUGUUUGUCCCCAGAGCCAAAAUGCAAACUGGGUAGCGGUGGCAGCAGGUAUGAGAUUUGCACCUAUGGGGAUGUCAUGCAGGUAGUAGAAAUCGAACCCAGUACUGAAAACACAAGGGUAGAAAGUGGAGAAUUCUCUCCCGAGCUGAACAGAGAACUUGGUUGCUUACAGACUUCUCAACCUGUGCCAAGUAAAUGCUUGUUCUGCAUCGCCACACUGGCCUACAGUUACUUCGUCCUGCCUUUGCCCUCUUACAUGUCGGGCCUCUGCCUGGGCCUGGCCUGCGGGGUUAUGGUGGGCCUGGUGGUUAUCUUGCUUCUAGUUCCUAGGAACUCAGUACACUUUGCCAGAAAGCUGCCAUCAGCUCAUGAUUGCCUGCAGUCGGAUCUUCUUAUAAAGGAACACAAGGAGCCUGAUGUAUUGAAGGGAUGGAUGAAUGAGAUGUAUGGGUAUGACCCGGAGACCUACCUACCCUCCCUGACUCACUCUGUCUUCAUCACGCUGGAGGGCUCCACUCUCAAGCUGUCCUACCCCAAGAACAACAUCCCGAGGCGGGCCACCUUCGAUGAGCCCCGACAUGACGCUGUGUUUACCAGCCAUCGCACAGUGGAGCUGGCCGAAAGCAAGGUGUUUCUUGUACCCCCGGCACUGGCCCGCAAGAGAAUAUGGAACAAGAAGUACCCGAUCUGCAUCCUCUUGGCUGAGCAGGCAGAGACAAAGAUGGGGAGCCAGGGCGAGCAGGAGGCAGAGGAGCAGAGAACCCAGUCUGACACCCCCAAGAGAGGGUCCAGCCCCGAGCCCUCUGCCAGACCCCCUACAGUGGAAGCCAGUCCUGGGAUCCUCUACCUCUUCGGACGCACAGGAAGGGACAAGGAGGAGUGGUUCCAGCACUUCCUGGCUACCUCCAGAUCCGACUCCGAGGGCAAGGAGAACCCCAGUAGAUGUGGCUCCAAGUUUGGUGUGUCAAUGAACCGCGGCUCCAGCCCCUCAGGCCGGGUGUUGUACAGCGACGGCUCCAGCAGGGGGAGCACUGAGGACAUCGCCUCCCUGUUCCGACUCAGGGACCUGGCUGGGAGUGUGCGCCAGAAGAUAAUUCUGGACUACAAUACCUACAUGGCCCACUUCAUCCUGUCAGAGAGCUCCAGCCCACUGCUCAGCCCCUGCCACAGUGCAGCCAGCAGCCCCAGCGCCAAGAGGAAGUUCCCCAGAGACCCACUAGGGGGCAGCAGCGAGGCUCAGCCAGCUUGGAUAAAUGCUUUGAUUGGACGGAUCCUAUGGGACUUUCUGAGAGAGAAGUACUGGGCAGAUCAAGUGGCAUGCAAGAUCCAGAAGAAGCUGAGCAAAAUCCGGUUACCUUACUUUAUGAAUGAGCUGACCCUAACGGAACUGGACAUGGGAACCUCUUUGCCUCAAAUCCUGAGUACCUCGAAGCCGUCCAUCAACCACAGAGGUCUGUGGAUGGACCUGGAGGUGACCUAUAACGGAUUACUGCAGAUGACUCUGGAGACCAAGAUGAACUUGUGCAAGCUGGGGAAAGAAGCCAUAGGGGACAAAGACAGCGUGCUGGAGCCUGGGAGGGAGGGGUCGAAGCCGCGCGUCUACCUGCUGGCAGACAGCGAUGAGGAGUCUUCAAGCGCUGGCUCUUCUGAUGAAGAAGAAGUCCUACCCACUGAGCCGCAAUGGAUUCUGGGAGACAAGGCCACACCCCCUGGCACUGAAGGCCACGUAGGUGGGAACAGUACAAGUCGGAAGAUCCUCCGCUUUGUGGAUAAAAUCGCCAAGUCUAAAUACUUCCAGAAGGCCACAGAGAAUGAGUUCAUCAAGAAGAAGAUUGAGGAGGUGUCCAACACACCCUUGCUGCUCACCGUGGAGGUGCAGGAGCUGUCGGGGACGCUCGCUGUCAACAUCCCACCACCCCCCACUGACCGGUUAUGGUACAGCUUCCAGAUCCCCCCAAGACUGGACCUGAGGGUGAGGCCCAAGCUAGGUGAGAGGGAGGUGACCUUCUCCCACGUCACAGAGUGGAUAGAGAAGAAACUCCAGCAGGAAUUCCAGAAAGUGUUUGUGAUGCCAAACAUGGAUGACCUAUACCUUCCCAUCAUGCACUCUGGCCUGGACAAACUGGCACAGUCCCCAGCAGAGCCCUCGAGACAGCCUUCUGAAGAGUCUCUGGACAAAACAGAACCUGAAACAUCACCUUUUACUGAAUAACUUUCAUGAGCUACUAACACUUGGUACCCAGGGCAGCUCUGGGUGAGGCACAAGAACCUACACAGGACACUAAGAGUGCCGUACAGCACUGAACUUAGCUUCUUGUUUAAGGACAGAUUUAAAAUAUAUUUUACUGUAAAAAAGAAAAUGUAUGAGAUGUGCGUGCCAUAAAAUGAUGUCGGACUGCUUUGAUAUUUUUUAUAGACUUGUUAUAUGCAUCUUGUUAACACUGUAUGUCACACUUCCAGAAUCUCCUUACCUUAACAAUGUUUCCUUAUACAGUGCUCUGUAAACACAGUGGUAACCAAUCAUCUAUUGCACAAAGCUAUCAAAGGAAAUUCCAAUAGAAACUUAGCUACAGUACUACCAUAUGCAUCAACCCCAUAGGUUUCCCCACACAGAAUUCAUGCAAAUAGAGAUUAGAAGAAAAAAGACAACAAAAAAAAACUUGAACUCAAAAUAUGAGAAUGCAAAGUUACAAAAAAAUACUGGAGAAGUUUUCAGGAAAAGUUCUGUCAGCAAUUCUGCAUAUCAGUUGGCCAGUUGAAAUCACUAAAAGUAGAAGUAGGAAUAGCUAGUCAUGGAUUACAAAAAUAUUCUUUUUGAUGUCUUAUAAAUUGUGAUGUUCUGAAGACUGCAACCCCACAGUCUAGUGCAUGUUUUUAACACUGACUUUGUUCUGUAAUUUGUCUCUCAAAUGUUAAUAAACGGUACACAUUUGCUGUG
This is a messenger RNA of Acipenser ruthenus (sterlet), 4533 nucleotides long. RefSeq names its product testis-expressed protein 2-like. The transcript is spliced from 12 exons. NCBI's taxonomy places the organism in Eukaryota, Metazoa, Chordata, Actinopteri, Acipenseriformes, Acipenseridae. Gene Ontology annotation, molecular function: lipid binding. The record is from RefSeq and is a predicted model, not a curated record. Gene Ontology annotation, cellular component: endoplasmic reticulum. The coding region runs from base 646 to 3807 and encodes 1053 amino acids.